Camelina sativa (false flax) is the source of this 278-nucleotide messenger RNA. NCBI's taxonomy places the organism in Eukaryota, Viridiplantae, Streptophyta, Magnoliopsida, Brassicales, Brassicaceae. The record is from RefSeq and is a predicted model, not a curated record.
CACACAUAGGCCACACACAACCAAAAACAAAAUCACUCCUUGGAAAGUAAAGAAGAAACUGAGAGAAAAAAAAAUGGCGAAAGCAAAUGUGUUUCUCCUCUCCCUUGUUCUUAUGGCUUCACUCGCUUCCCUUUCCCACGGCCUUCUUAUAAACGGCCUUCUUAUAAACGGCCUCCAAAUUCGGACCAUCGAAAUUCAAGGUGUCUUGCGGUGUACCCUUACCGGUGACCUAAACGCCCCUCCUGUUUCCGCUGCUACCGUCUUCUUAAGUUGUAACG